Molecule: messenger RNA, 1315 nt
Organism: Amoebophrya sp. A25
Lineage: Eukaryota; Dinophyceae; Syndiniales; Amoebophryaceae
Source: the annotation of a GenBank genome assembly
UGUGAUGGGAGGUGGCGAUAGAGAUCCUCGUUUCUCUGAAGAUGAAGAGAUCCAGUUGGAUGACGAGGUGGCAGAAGACGAUAUUCUCUCUCGGACCGUGGAACAACAACAGCAGAAUUCCAGGACCGUGGUACAACUACAAGAACUACGCGGAUCUCUAGGCGGUUCAGCAACAUCCAGUGUCUCCGGUUCGUCUCGACGUGUUGCUAACCAGGGACUUUCUGGGCCUAUGGGGCUUAGUGCGAGCACCUCAAAAUUGGACCAGAUGAGCUUGAGCAUGAGCUCCAUUGCUAACGAUAAUGAUGGAAGAGAUCGACAGCGAUUGCCAGACUCCCACGUUGGCGCAGUGGAGCGACGACGACGCCGCAUCGAAAAGGAGCAUGCUCGUUCUCUAGACAAGAUUACUGGCAGUUAUUCCGCUCAGGGGUUAGAGCAUCUCCACUCCCAUUUUGGCGUGGACGACGUGCAUCAUGGCGGUUCGCAACCACCAGUGUGGACCAGCUUUCGAGCAAAAGAAAAUCGGGCUCACUACUUGGAUUAUGACUUAUUUUUACUUCUUGGUACGUAGUCUCAUCUUCACAUUUUCAUCACAGCGUUUAGUCUCAACACAACAAGGUGGUAGUAGACGCGAAUAUACGCUUUCAACACAUGAUGUUGAUGACAUUAAUUUUAGAUCUAAAAAAAGGUCUGGUUAGAGUUCUGGUUCUCUUCCUCCAAUCUGCUCCAUCCAUCAUCCUCCUUUUCUAAAGGCCACACACGCGCAAAGUGAAGAAGCACAUUUACAUUCCGGGCGUUCGAGAUGAGAAUGGCCACCAAACCGUGAAAAAGGUGAACUACCGCAACGACGGCCGUUCUGCUGAAGAUUUUGCCAGGACUACCUUGGUCGAUUCAGUCAUUGCUGAUGAUGGCAGCGCGCAACUAGGGGAUGACGUAACAAAGCUUGCGUUUCGGAACAGUAGAAGCUUUUCUGUUGGUCCGAAUGGGGAGAUGAAGAGCGAUCCGUUGCAGCUUCGGUUUGAGUCGAGUCGCGCUAUGGAAGAUCGCAAGAAGGGCACACCCAAGAUGAAACAAUUACGGCUCCUUUUUAGUACUGUUGUAACUGCUCUUGAGAUGAACAUCCUAUUGGGAUCCUAUCAGAAACUGUUUUGUCUUGCCGAUCAUGGUACUAGACGAGAGUGAGCAUUUGAGACACCACGGUGAUGGUUGCCCUCUUUUGUAAGGUGAAAACACGUAAUGACUGCAAUUGUAGGAGAGUAAGAGGAAUAUCUAUAUCUGCUAAAAAAGACGAACAACUUGGCGUGGAACCCACAUGCUA